This is a messenger RNA of Aspergillus saccharolyticus JOP 1030-1, 2102 nucleotides long. RefSeq names its product putative triacylglycerol lipase. The transcript has 3 exons. The record is from RefSeq and is a predicted model, not a curated record. Lineage: Eukaryota; Fungi; Ascomycota; Eurotiomycetes; Eurotiales; Aspergillaceae. The coding region runs from base 489 to 2102 and encodes 537 amino acids.
AGUUGAGCAGGUGCGGAGGGGCGGAAUUUUCCCUCAAGCCGCCCGCCCGGUCUGGUCUUGCUUCCUAUUCGGGUCUCCGCCACAUCUCUCUCCCCACCUUUAUCUAAACAACCAGCACAGUCAUCCCGUCACUCAAAUAAUGUACAAGUACGGAGUAUGGCCAGAGUUGACUGCUUAGACCGCCCUUCUUCGCUGGCAGGCUUCAAUUGGAUCUUCGAAUACCGCAGCAUACUAUUCUCUGCGUCGAUCAUUGCCGAGAAGCCUGGGAUGACGGCUCACAUCCAUCAUGUGAUGAUGCAAGGAGAGCCCUCUUGGAAAGGGGGCAGAUUCAUCGCAUCCCUCGAAACAUAUCUUCAAGGGUCUCGACUCGGGCUCAUAUGUCAUUCAAAAGGGGUGCUCUGCUCGCACAGCAUGGAAGCAUAGCGUAAGCAGACCUGGGAUCUGCAGCAAGCCAUUCAUGGCUGCUGCUUGACAUCAUUAUCAUCAUCAUGAGACGUCCUUUCCAAAUACUGGUCAUCUGCCUUGCAAAGUAUGUGGAAUGCUUUCAAAAUGUGACGGUCAAUCUGGGCUACUCGCAAUACCGAGGCCAAGAACUUUCCAAUGGAAUUGUGCAGUGGUUGGGCAUACGCUAUGCUGCUCCUCCCGUGGGAUCGUUACGAUUUGCCGCGCCUCAGGAUCCGGAGAGGAAGGAAGGAGUUCAGACUGCUUUCCAGCAUGGUUGCUUGUGUAUACCUACCGACCAGUACCCCAUCCCUGCUGGGACAUCUGAGGACUGUUUAUUCCUCGAUGUGUACGCUCCAAUUCGAGCAAGGAAUGCAUCGAAGCUGCCCGUCUUUGUUUUUAUCCAGGGAGGAGGCUUCAAUGCAGACUCAAACGCCAACUUCAACGGAACCGGACUAAUUCAGGCGUCCAAGACUGGUAUCGUGGUGGUUAAUUUCAACUAUCGAGUCGGUCCCUUUGGAUUUUUGUCAGGGUCUGAAGUGCUGAAGGGCGGGAGUGUGAACAAUGGGCUUAAGGAUCAGCUCAAGGUUCUGCAGUGGGUCCAAACUCACAUAAGCAAAUUUGGCGGUGACCCUAAACAUGUGGUCAUUGGAGGUGACAGCGCGGGAGCAGCCUCAAUCACUCUUCUUCUCUCGGCCUAUGGCGGAGAAGAUUUAGGUCUUUUCCAUGCUGCUGCCGCGGAGUCGCAAAGCUUCGCCACUAUGCUAACUAUCAAUGAAUCCCAGUUUGCAUAUAACAAUCUCGUGAUUCGCACUGGUUGUGCAAGCGAGGACGAUACCCUAUCAUGCCUGCGCAAUUUGGACACAGCCACUUUACAGCGACAAAACAUUGGCACCCCGCUUCCUGACGCACAGAAGCCGCCUCUCUAUUUUUAUGCGCCUACUAUCGAUGGAGAGCUGAUUCUUGAUUACACCUAUCGGUUGUUUUCUCAAGGGCAGUUCAUCAAGGUCCCUGUCAUUUUUGGUGACGUGACAAAUGAAGGCACAACGUUUGUCCCCAAGAGUAUCUCAAGUGUGGGCGAAGCCGAUACUUUCAUACAGAGCCAAUUUCCAGCGAUCCAACUAGAUCAACUCGCCAGGAUUAACCGCUUAUAUCUCAAUCAAAACCAGACUAUGUCUUUUCCUGAUGCCGGCCUAUACUGGCGGCCGACCAGCAACGCAUACGGCGAGCUACGCUACAACUGUCCCGGUAUUGCCAUGUCCACGGCGUUCUCCAACGCAGGGAUGAAGAGCUGGAACUACCACUAUGCAGUCCAAGACCCGAGCUCUGAAGCCUCCGGCGAGGGUGUAUAUCACGUGGUGGAAUUGAAUGCCAUCUGGGGCCCGCAGUAUGUGACUGGAACACCCCCGCCUUCGUACUUCACUUCGAACGCACCUAUCAUUCCGAUAAUGCAGGCUUACUGGACAAGCUUUAUCAAAAGUUUCGAUCCAAAUCCUCAUCGGUACCCUGAUAGCCCUGAAUGGAAGACCUGGAGUGGUGACGGUGACAGCUUCCGCCGGCUUUUUAUUAGGACUGGUGAUACCAAAAUGGAAACAGUGCCAUUGAAUCAGAGGGCAAGAUGCGACUACCUGAUCAGCAUUGGGAUUGCUUUGCAGCAAUGA